This is a messenger RNA of Drosophila kikkawai, 1185 nucleotides long. RefSeq names its product Protein kinase at 34A (gene Pk34A). Gene Ontology annotation, cellular component: cytoplasm. The record is from RefSeq and is a predicted model, not a curated record. Lineage: Eukaryota; Metazoa; Arthropoda; Insecta; Diptera; Drosophilidae. Gene Ontology annotation, biological process: signal transduction; protein phosphorylation. Gene Ontology annotation, molecular function: protein serine/threonine kinase activity; ATP binding.
AUGGGAAACUGGAAGCAACCCUUUAAAACUGUGCGGCAGAAUCGCAACAUUCCUAAUAUCAUCACCAACGAGUCAAUGAUAACGACUUUUGCUAAUAAUCGCUUCAGCCGGGAACCGAUUCAGUUGAGGAUCGUGAUCAAGGCGCUGAUAGGGAACGGGUCUUUUGGACGGGUCUACAAGGCCCAGAUGCGCGGCUCCGAGGAGCCAGUGGCCCUAAAGCACUGCUACUUCAAUGCCAGGUACCAACAGCGCGAGGUGGAGAUUUUUAAGCAAUUGGAGGACCACUGCAACAUUGUCAAGCUAAUCAUGCACUCCAACGUCAUUUUGGGCAAUCCACCAAAGGGUAGCAUUAUCCUGAUCAUGGAAUACAUGCCGAUGAACCUGCUGGAAUACAUCAAAGGCUACCGAAAUAACCAGCAGCCAAAGGAAGCGGAAAUCUAUGUGCGCAUUCUAUCGUACCAGAUGUUCCGGGGACUGGGCUACCUCCACUCGCUAGGGAUCUGCCACAGGGAUAUCAAGCCGGAUAACCUGCUGGUGGACAGCCAGAGCAUGCAGCUGAAACUGGCAGAUUUUGGUACUGCAAAGAAUCUGGUAAAGCAGACGCCCAACUUGACCUAUGUUGGCUCUCGGCUCUAUCGGGCCCCGCAGCUGUUUGCCAAAUACGAUUGCUACGACUGCUCUAUAGACAUCUGGAGUGCCGGCUGCGUCCUUGCCGAGCUGCUGAAGGGAACUCCGCUCUUUGAGAGCAACAAAGUCGAUCUAGAGCAGUUGCAUCAUAUGGUAAGCCUGCUGGGCACUGAGGGCUUACAUUGCGCCCAAGAAGUACACUCAGUGUGUGCUGGUAUGGACUACGCAAUCCGUCCCAGCUGGGAUCAUUUGCUGCAGGUUGACGUUCCGCCGGAUUUGUCGGAUCUGCUAAACUCAUGUUUGGUCUAUGAGUCUGCUGGCCGGAUUUUGCCCAUGGUGGCGUGUGCACAUGUCGCCUACGAUACACUGCGGAUCAUGGACACCUUGGGCUGCCGCAUGCCCAAUGGCCAGAAGUUGCCGCCAUUGUUCAACUUUAUCGACCAGGAGCUGGGACUAGAUGAGAAGCUUCGGGUGGACCUGCUGCCUCUCCACCUAUCUGAGCUGGCGGUAGAGCUCGAGAAGACUGAUGUGGCUGCCAAUGAAGAUGUGCAGUCUUAA